AUGAAAAAUACUGUGAUGCAACAAAACCUCAAAGGGGCAUAAGAGGAAUUUCCAAAAACAUUAUCAGAAGAUGACAGACUAGCCCAUCGACGUUAUAAACAAAAAUUAUUAUUCCAAUUUUUUCUAAAGCAACAGCAGAGCAAAACUGCCUGCGCAAGGUAAACUCGACUGUGAAUGUGCAUUCUCCUCGCUCAGAGCGCUCUUUCUCUCUGCACCAUUAUUGCGUGUGGCACAAGCGAAAAUCCCGUUUAGUUCUCUCCCAGCCUUUUCACAUUCUCUUUCAUAAAACACAAUGGUUCUUCUCCUUUCACCAAACCCUGGAAACGGCAACGUCUCCAAUGGCGACCUCACUGAAACGCCUCGUUUUAGCGAGGAUCUCGACUCGACAUGCUCCACUCCCUACGUCAGUGCUCCCUCCAGCCCCGGCAGGGAACCAAGCAACGGCGGUGGAUAUUUCUUCAGUGCACCGGCAAGCCCCAUGCAUUUCGUGCUUUGUUCCGCUCCUUCUGCCACGUGUCCUCACUCCAACUCCACGUAUUUGUCGCUUCAGUCUGACACCUCUUCCGAGUUUGAGUUUACCUCUCGGUUCUCCGGAGGUGGUUUUGUUGCCGUUGGAUCUAUGAGCUCGGCUGAUGAGUUGUUCUUGAACGGACAGAUCAGGCCCAUGAAGCUCUCUUCUCACUUGCAGAGGCCGCAAAAUUUAGCUCCACUGCUAGAUCUGGACUGUGAUGAGGAUGACAUCAGCGAGCAGUACAAUAAGCGACAACAGCCGGUCGAGAGAGGAAGAGAUUUGAAACUACGGAGCAGAUCUCUUCACAGGAAGGCCAGAUCUCUAUCUCCUCUUCGGACGGCAGCGUUUCAGUGGCGCGAAGGAGAUUGCAGUGAAGAGCUGGAGGAGAGUGAGAGCAUUCUGGAAUUUAAGGAUUUUGAAGUCAAGCAAACUGAAACGGUGUCGUGUGAAACAACGCCGUCUGUUUCUGCCUCCUCUUCGAGGUCUUCAUCUUCUGGUAGGAACUCAAAGAAAUGGAUAUUCCUGAAGGAUCUUCUGUACAGAAGCAAAAGCGAAGGGAGAGGGAACGGGAAGGAGAAGUUCUGGUCCUCCAUUUCAUUCUCUCCUUCAAAGGAUAAGAAAGUCUCUUUGCCUUCGCUGUUUCUCUCUAAAACAGAAAGGCCUCGUCCUCUAUCCUCUUCUACCGCAACAGAAACGACGCAGACUCCUCAACAGAAACAUAAGCGAAACGAGCAAGUGUCAAGCAAGAAAUCGUCGUCUACUAAGCCGACGAACGGUGUAUCAAGACGGCGGGUUCCUCUGUCGCCUCACGAGCUGCAUUACACAACGAACAGAGCUCAGGCAGAGGAGAUGAAGAAGAGGACGUACUUGCCGUACAGACAUGGACUAUUUGGUUGCUUAGGAUUCAGUUCGAAGGGUUAUGGUGCACUUAACGGACUAGCCAGGUCGUUGAACCGAGUUUCUUCCAAGUAGACAUCCGUACGUCGUCUUCAAGUUUUGUGUAUAGCUUUGGGUUCCUAUAAUUAAAUUAUCGUUUAUUGCCACAUCAUUGUCUGUGUUGUGUUAAUCUGAGGUGGCUUAGUGUAAUAUGUAUAGUAGCUAUAAGCUGUAUUGGGGAAAUCACUGACCAUUGGUGAAUGGUGAUGUUUUUAUUCUUCAUCUCAUGCUUCAGCUAAUCCGAGAAUUGAUCUAUCUGUAUUUUA
Molecule: messenger RNA, 1713 nt
Organism: Tripterygium wilfordii
Lineage: Eukaryota; Viridiplantae; Streptophyta; Magnoliopsida; Celastrales; Celastraceae
Exons: 1
Coding region: 293-1483 (396 amino acids)
Source: RefSeq, a predicted model, not a curated record